Phascolarctos cinereus (koala) is the source of this 4805-nucleotide messenger RNA. RefSeq names its product forkhead box J3 (gene FOXJ3). Lineage: Eukaryota; Metazoa; Chordata; Mammalia; Diprotodontia; Phascolarctidae. Gene Ontology annotation, biological process: regulation of transcription by RNA polymerase II. Gene Ontology annotation, molecular function: RNA polymerase II cis-regulatory region sequence-specific DNA binding; DNA-binding transcription factor activity, RNA polymerase II-specific. Gene Ontology annotation, cellular component: nucleus. The record is from RefSeq and is a predicted model, not a curated record.
GCCGCCGUCGUAGCCGUCGCUGUCGCCGCCACCGUGGGCGCUGCUCGGUACCUUGGCCGCUCGCUCACAUCAGCCGCCGUUGGGGCUUUUCUUGGGGGGGGACGGAUACGCACGGAGCGGGCCGGGGGCUCGGUUGGGCCGCCCCGGCCUCCGAAGCCUGAGUUUCUCUUUGUGGCCAGAUGGGUUUGCAUGGACAAUCCUGUCCAUUUGUAACUUCAUCAAGGAUGACAUCUGAACUGGAGAGCAGCCUCACAUCUAUGGACUGGUUACCACAGCUCACCAUGAGGGCAGCCAUCCAAAAAUCUGAUGCUACACAAAAUGUACAUGGAACCGGUAUUUCAAAGAAGAAUGCACUUCUGGACCCAAAUACAACAUUGGACCAGGAGGAAGUCCAGCAGCACAAAGAUGGGAAACCACCAUAUAGUUAUGCCAGCCUCAUUACAUUUGCCAUUAAUAGCUCACCCAAAAAGAAAAUGACUCUCAGUGAAAUUUAUCAGUGGAUUUGUGAUAACUUCCCGUAUUAUAGAGAAGCUGGCAGUGGUUGGAAGAAUUCCAUAAGACACAACUUAUCUCUGAACAAGUGUUUUCUUAAAGUGCCUCGAUCCAAGGAUGACCCUGGAAAGGGUUCUUAUUGGGCAAUAGACAACAAUCCCAAGGAAGACACACUGCCUUCACGGCCAAAGAAGAGGGCGAGAUCUGUAGAACGGGCCUCAACUCCAUAUAGCAUAGAUUCAGAUUCUUUGGGAAUGGAGUGUAUUAUUUCGGGAAGUGCCUCUCCAACUCUGGCAAUCAACACUGUGACUAACAAAGUAACAUUAUAUAAUCCUGAUCAGGAUGGCAGUGACAGUCCCCGCAGUAGCCUUAACAACAGUCUCUCGGACCAGAGUUUGGCAUCUGUUAAUUUGAACAGCGUUGGAAGUGUGCACAGCUAUACACCAGUGACAAACCAUCCAGAACCAGUCUCUCAGUCACUAACUCCUCAGCAGCAGCCACAGUACAGCAUCCCAGAACGAGACAAACAACUGCUUUUCUCAGAAUAUAAUUUUGAAGAUCUUAGUGCCUCAUUUCGAAGCCUUUAUAAGUCAGUUUUUGAGCAGUCACUUAGCCAACAAGGUUUGAUGAGCAUCCCUUCUGAAUCAUCCCAGCCACCCCACACUUCAUGUUCCUAUCAGCACUCUCCCAGCAAUACCGUGAGCUCUCACCAACACAGUGGCCAAAGCAGCUUAUCGAACAGCCACGGCAGUGGUCUUGGCGCUACUGCCAAUAAUUCUGUGGCACAGGUUUCUUUGUCUCACCCCCAGAUGCACACACAACCAUCUCCACAUCCUCCCCAUCGACCGCAUGGUUUAUCACAGCAUCCACAACGUCCUCAGCAUCCAGCACCACAUCCACAACAACACAGCCAGCUGCAGUCUCCACACCCCCAGCAUCAGUCUCCACAUCAACACAUACAGCAUCAUCCGAAUCAUCAGCAUCAGUCGUUAGCACAUCAGACACAUCCACCCCCACAACAGGUAUCCUGUAAUUCUGGUGUUUCUACUGAUUGGUAUGCAACACUGGAUAUGCUGAAAGAAAGCUGUCGGAUCGCUAGCAGUGUUAAUUGGUCAGACGUGGAUCUUUCACAGUUCCAAGGUUUGAUGGAGAGUAUGAGACAGGCUGAUCUCAAGAACUGGUCCUUAGAUCAGGUCCAAUUUGCAGAUCUCUGUUCUUCUCUUAAUCAGUUUUUUACCCAAACUGGUCUUAUCCAUACACAGAGUAAUGUUCAGCAAAGUGUUUGUCACAAUGCCAUACACCCAACAAAACCUUCCCAGCACAUUGGAACAGGAAACUUGUACAUAGACUCCAGGCAAAACCUCCCUCCUUCAGUGAUGCCUCCCCCUGGCUAUCCUCACAUCCCACAAUCACUUAGCACUCCAGGAUCAACAAUUGCAGGACAUCAUGGAGCAAUGAGCCAGCAGCAUAUGAUGCCUUCUUCAGCCUUCCAGAUGCGCCGCCCUCUGCCUCCAGAUGACAUUCAGGAUGACUUUGAUUGGGAUUCCAUUGUGUAGGACUUUUGAGGGCAUAAGAACUCUGACCUUGUUUUCCCAGUUUAAAAAAAAAAGUGAACCUGAAUUCACUAAUGACAAGGUGAAGAUUAUAAUCACUAUAAAGAUGCUAUCUAAAUUUACUUUGAAGACAAUCAGAAAUAUUUAGCAGGAUAACUUAUGGCUUUUAUUUGACCCAAACAAGUACUCCAUGUCCGUCUCCCUGCCAGCUGCCAUAGCUCAUUACUGUCAUGUGAUUUGGACAGCUUUUAGCUUGUGUUGGUUUGAUGUUGACCACAAGUGCCAGACUGAUUUCUAGACAGAGCCUCUUUUGCUGCAAGCAGUUUAUAGAUACAUAUGUGUAAAUAUAUGUACAAAAGUAAGAAAAUUAAACUUUUUCUUAAUUGGGUUAUGAUGUCUUAAGAAAAGUUACUGUGUGAGUUUUUCUACCUUAUCAUAAAGGCUCUUUUCUGUACGAUUCUUUUCUUUCAUGUAGGUAAUUAAUAAGAAGUUAACUUUUCUAAGCCCAGUUUCCUUUAGUCCCCCUUCACCAUUCUGUAGGCCAAAUAGUACAUGUGCAUUUGACUUCUGCCCAGCAAGCAAAGGAAUUCAGAAUCCACAGUUUGAAAGUUUGUUACACAAGCUGAAAGUGGCAAGUUUUUCAUGGGUAGCUGAAGACAAAACAGACCAAAGUCGUUUAAGUUUUUGAAAUUUUGUCAUUUUCUUAGCAUACGUUGUCAGUGGCCUUUAUGUUCAUUUAAAAAAUUCUCUGUGAUGACUACAAGAUUCAUUUGAGCAGGUAGAAAUUGAGCACAGCCUGAUGCUUUAAGCAGUUAAUGCUUAUACUUUCACUUCCUAAUGUAUUUAUUAUUAUAAAGUUUUAUUUUAAUAUUUAUUAAUACUAUCUUCUGUGAAAGUUCAGCUCCAGUGGGGCUCAUUAUGGAGAAAUAGGAAAGUUAAAGUAAAACAUGGUUACAGUCCUGAGUAAUUGUGGAUGAACCAAAAGAACCUAAAUUGUCUUCUGUGUAGUUACUUAUUCUGUAUGUUCUGGGAAUAGUCACCAUUUCUCUGCUUUGAGUCUACGAAGCUUAGUAGGUAGAGAAAGAUCCUUCAGUAGUCAAUUCAGAGUUCAUUUGGGUAACUGAAUUCAUUCUAGAACCUAGAAAGUGGAAGAAGUUAACCUCUGUCAGUUUCCCUUAAAAUCACACUGAAACUAUGGGAAAAUCUUAGAUUUCCUCUCCUAUUCAAGUGACAAAUUUGAAGUUAGCAGACCAUUAGACAAUUACUUGGAAUUGGACAUUUUCAGGUUUUUGUUUUAUUUCAUAGUUAAUACAAGUAUGCUUUUUUUCUUAGUUUUACUGUAAAACUAGAAGAAACAAAUUUUGAAAAUUGAAACAUUUAGAAUCUUCUGUGAGGGAGAAGGAAAUUUGCCAAAAUUUCUCUCUUUACAUUGGAAUACCAAUAGGCUCCAUCUAAUCAAGGAAAGAAUGAAUGCCUGUCUACCAACCAUUCUGUAGAAGAUCUGGUCCCCCUAACCAUUGCAGUUGAGAAGAAUGGUUAUUCUGUAGUUGGGCAGCAGAAUUUCUUAACUAGAAAAAACCACACAUCUUUGUUCUUUUAAGUGCAGAGACAGUAGAACAUUAUCUUAAAUGAAGCACAGGGAGACUUCUCAUUGGGUUAGUGAUGGAGACGAGGGAGCAUCUUAAUGUAACCCAGUUACCUAGAUCCUUUUCCCUAAUGGCAAAAAACCUAGAGGUCCCUUCUUAGAAAAUGCAGAGAUAAAAUAGUUGAUAGUAAUAGCCCAUAGAAGAUAAGUUUAGAUUGUUUGUUCAAGGCCAGGUUAAACAUUUCACUGUCAGUAGAAGCUUCCAGUCUGUUUAGAUUAUUAAGUAGCAAUAUGCACUUUAAAACCAUUUUAGAUAUUUGAAUGCAAUUUUACACAGAGGGAUUUAGUUAGAAAUGUGUACUCUAGCUAACCACUGACUGAAAUUUUGCAAAUUGUGUGAGGUUAAUUUCCAAUUUGGUAAUAAUUUGUUGAUUCACAACUAUCAGUAUUUUUAUGUGGAUUUAGAAUUAGCAAGAAUGGAUCCUGAGGUGAAGUCUCAGUACUAUCUUACAAUUCCCUUUCAACCAUUUUGUGGUUCAGAAACAUGGACAAGUUUUUUCCAUAGAAAACCAUCCCUUUGUGCCUGGACCUGGGUCUUUAUCCCGAUAUGCUCUGGGUGGUUGCUGUGUUUCAUAGUUACAAAUUCAGAAGUUAUGCCUUGUGCUUAAAUUAACCAUACACUUUUUGGAAACAUUAAUAAAUGUGCAAAACUCACAGUGGGGCAGCCUGUCCAGGAGAACAGUGCAGCUGGCAUUUGUGGCCUGGUUUUUUGAAUGUCAAUGUGUCAAUGUGCUUUCCUGUAAAUAUUUGUCUCUCAUGUCCUUCUAGGGUGGGAGGGAAUCGACCUGGGGAUUAUUUCCAAUGGAAUAGAGUAUUUUGAUAUUGUUCAUUCAGAGGGUGAUGUGUACAUAUCUAUAUUGUAUAUAUGUGAUGAAAAUGCAUUGGCUUUUUGUGCAUCACAACCUUUUAUCUGUACUGCUGUUCUACAGUCAGUGUUUUAAUGUUUCUACCGUUUUGUUAUUGCACGGUUUACUACUUUGCCUCUAUGAUGAACGGCACGGAUUCUUUGUAACAGUUUAGUGCUGUAGAAUAUAUUCCAAGUGUCAUUAGGAUUGUUGCUGCCAGAACUGAUAUGCAUGAAUGGCACUUAAAAUAAAGAUAUUACGUUAACUCCA